CACUAACACAUGAAAGAGGCCUUCUUUUGCAUUAUAAGACUAGAGUGCUUAACGCAUCACAUCCAUCUUCAUCACAGCUAUAAUCUUCGUUCCACGGUUAUCAUCACCAUGGCUACCCUUGUUACCUUAUGCAUCUUUAUCAUCGCUUCAUGACUGCAAUUGUUCUCAAUUUUUUGCAAGGAACUUACGCUGAAGAUACUCUGAGGCACAUUGAAGAGAUUGAAGAACGGCAUAGAACCCUCGACAAGAUUAUAACAUUACACCAAGGACUCUGCACAAUUGUUUUUAACACAGUGUCAUCGUACAGUGUCUGGUUUGUGGUGCACUGGCUCAGUUACGGAGUAGGAGUUGUUUUGUCUAUAAUUUACAUAUCCAAAGAAUUACUCUCCACAAGCAAGUAUGGCACUCCUACAAUAAACCUGGUGUACCUUGGCUUAUUCUUUGUAUGCCAUAUCUAUUUAUUCCUCCUUCCUUGUAUUUUCGCUGCAAGAAUCACGAGCAAGUGCAGAGGAGUGUACGAGAAAAUCAACUCCACCACAUCUGACAGAUGGGUCGCGGAUGGCCAUCCGUUCAGGGACCGUCGAAACAUCGCCCUCUUUAUUUCCUAUGCUAAGGACAGUGGCUGUGGAUUCAAAAUCGGUAGAAUUACCUUCAGCACCUCUCUGGCUUGGCUUUCUUUUUUCUUUGGUCUAACUGGCUUGUUGUUUCACUUUUUUUAAGUUUAACAAUUUACGCGCCAACCACUCAAUUCGGUAAAUUUUCGGAGAGCGUUAACAAGUUUGUAAACUUCUUAAAUUAUGUUUUUGUCACAAGGAGAUAGGUCCUCCCUCAUCGUGGAAAUUGAAAUAGAUAUUGCACCAAAGGCCUUAGCUUUAUGAGGUGAAACAUUGUCUCCUCUUUCCCAACUUGUUCUCAUUUUCUGGGAAAAUUUGAGACAGUUCUCACAUAGGGGUUAUUCAUUAUUUUUCAUUUUUAACAACAGCAACAACAACAACGACAAAUUAUUCUUUGAUUUUUUGCAUAAAAUGACAGUGAGAUAGUUUGCCCCGCAAAUAGCUAGAAAGCUAAUCGUGGCGGGGCAAGACAAGUUCUUGAAUAACUUAAAUCGUUUCUUAGUUGAAAUUUAAAAACGAUCUCUGGCAAAUAUGAUUAAAAAAUACGAGCUUUCGACUGCCCGAACUGCAGUC
This is a messenger RNA of Stylophora pistillata, 1187 nucleotides long. RefSeq lists its product as uncharacterized. The record is from RefSeq and is a predicted model, not a curated record. Lineage: Eukaryota; Metazoa; Cnidaria; Anthozoa; Scleractinia; Pocilloporidae.